This is a messenger RNA of Equus quagga, 4477 nucleotides long. RefSeq names its product prenylcysteine oxidase 1 (gene PCYOX1). Gene Ontology annotation, molecular function: prenylcysteine oxidase activity. NCBI's taxonomy places the organism in Eukaryota, Metazoa, Chordata, Mammalia, Perissodactyla, Equidae. The record is from RefSeq and is a predicted model, not a curated record. Gene Ontology annotation, biological process: prenylated protein catabolic process; prenylcysteine catabolic process. The coding region runs from base 45 to 1559 and encodes 504 amino acids. The transcript is spliced from 6 exons.
CCGACUGUCGGGUGCCGGGGACUGACUGCUGCGCUGCAUUAGCCAUGGGGCUCACCGCCAGGGAGCUUGUCUCGUCGCUUCUGGGGCUGGGGCUGCUGCUGUGCAGCUGGGGGUGCCCCGGGAGCGCCGAGCGACGGGCCCCGCCGGAUAAGAUCGCAAUUAUUGGAGCUGGAAUUGGUGGCACUUCAGCAGCCUAUUACCUGCGGCAGAAAUUUGGGAAAGAUGUGAAGAUUGAUCUGUUUGAAAGAGGAGAGGUGGGAGGCCGUCUGGCCACCUUGACUGUGCGGGGGCAAGAAUAUGAGGCAGGAGGUUCUGUCAUCCAUCCUUUAAAUCUGCACAUGAAGCGUUUUGUCAAGGACCUGGGUCUCUCUACUGUGCAGAGCUAUGGUGGCCUAAUGGGGGUGUAUAACGGAGAGAGACUGGUGUUUGAGGAGAGCAGCUGGUUUAUAAUUAACAUGAUUAAACUAAUUUGGCAGUAUGGAUUUCAGUCCCUCCGAAUGCACAUGUGGGUAGAGGAUGCAUUAGACAAGUUUAUGAGGAUCUACCGCUACCAAUCUCAUGACUAUGCCUUCAGUAGUGUUGAGAAGUUACUACAUUCUCUAGGAGGGGACGAAUUCCUUGGAAUGCUUAACCGAACACUUCUUGAAACCUUGCAGAAAGCAGGCUUCUCUGAGAAAUUCCUGAAUGAAAUGGUUGCUCCUGUCAUGAGGGUCAAUUUUGGCCAAAGCAUGAACAUCAAUGGUUUUGUGGGGGCAGUGUCAAUGUCCUGUGCUGAUUCUGGCCUUUGGGCAGUAGAAGGUGGUAAUAAACUUGUUUGCUCACGGCUCCUUGAGGCUUCCAAAGGCAACCUUAUACAUGGCUCAGUAAUGUACAUAGAGGAGAAAACAAGAACCAAGCAGAUGGGAAAUCCCACAAAGAUGUAUGAAGUGGUCUACCAAACUGGAUCUGAGACCCGUUCAGACUUCUAUGACAUCGUCUUGGUGGCUACUCCCUUGAAUCGAAAAAUGUCCAAUAUAACUUUUCUCAACUUUGAUCCUCCAAUUGAGGAAUUCCAUCAAUAUUACCAACAUAUAGUGACAACUUUAAUUAAGGGGCAAUUGAAUUCAACAAUUUUUACCUCUAGACACUUAGAUGAGUUUGAUCUCAGUACAAUCUUAACCACUGAUAGUUCAGAUUUGUUCAUUAACAGCAUUGGGAUUGUGUCCUCAGUAAGAGAAAAUAAUCCUCAACCAUCAAAAGGUGGGACAUAUGUUUGGAAGAUCUUUUCCCAAGAAAUUCUUACUAAAGAACAAAUUUUAAAGCUCUUUUUGUCCUACGAUUAUGCUGUGAAGCAGCCGUGGCUGGCAUAUCCUCACUAUAAGCCUCCGGAGAAAUGCCCCCCCAUCGUCCUCCACGAUCGACUGUAUUACCUCAAUGGCAUAGAGUUUGCAGCAAGUGCCAUGGAGAUGAGUGCCAUUGCAGCCCACAAUGCCGCUCUCCUUGCCUAUCACCGCUGGAACGAGCACGCACACAUGAUUGACCAAGAGGACUUAUACGAGAAACUGAAAACUGAACUAUGAAAUAACAUUGUCACUCCCCCCCACCCCCGCCUUGGUUCCGAAUGGAAUAUUAUUGGCAAAAAAGAAUACAAUCUGAGAUGAUUUUGAAGCAGAUGUUUUGCCAUUAUCAUUGUUUAACUGAAGUCAUCCCAGAGAAUCAAGAGAAAAUACAAAGUUCUAAUUAAGUCGGAAAGUAUAAUGCAUUUAUGCCAUCUCCAAAAUUUCUUAACUCUUCUUUUAAUAUCCAUCAAGAUUGUUUCCCAAACUUGUCUGAUCUUAAGAAUCAUGUGGAGUUUGUUAAUCGUAAGAGAUUCUCUUGCUUCUCUGGUUAAUCAGUGGAUCUGGGGGUGGGGCCCUGGAUUUUAAACAAGACUUUAGAGGAUUUUAAGCUGAGCACUUGAGGAAGAAUUUAAAGACGUUAUCUUUUAGUUGGGGACUAGUUCAUUUGCAGUUCAUGGCUGGAUGUGAUCUUCAGAUAGUGAAAACUAUUAUGGAAGCUGGUGUGUUAUGCCUGGCUUUAGUAAUUGAUACCUUUUCCAAGUAAAUCUGCCAUGCCUGAAGCCUUGACUUUCAGAAUGUUCUUUGGAUUCUGUUUCAGUUUUAUUAGGGGUGACAUUUCGAAGUUUUAGUGGUAUAACCUUAAGAUGUCAUAAAAAAUCUCAAGUAAAAUGAAAAGCCAGGCUAUUGAUUUAAAGAAUUGGCAUUCUAUCAUCAAAUCCUCACUUAUGAAGCUUUCACAAAUACUGGUAGAUCCUCACAAAGAUUCUGAUUUAUUGGAUGGAGGAGAGGACCUCAGCAUUGUAGCUUUUUAAAGUUCCUAAUGUUGAGAAUUGCUGAUGUGGGGGUUUAAGAUGUGUUCAAAGGGUUUUCAGUGCCUUUAAAGUCCCAAGAAACCCAAUCCGUUAUUAAAGCAGAUCCAUUUUGCAAAGAAUGAUUUCUCUCAAUGAGAACUCAAGUAGUAAUCUUCAUAGUAAGAAGCAUCGACAGUCUAAUAGCAGAGGCAACUUUGUUUACUCCAGAGCACUUGACAAUAGAGUAGGAUAUUCAGAAUGACACUACGCUUGAUCAAAUCCAGCAUAUGCCCAAACUCCUGAAUGCUUCUAAAGCUACUGUAGCAUUUUGGGUGAGAAAUUCAUUGCUGAAAUCUUUUAAGGUCAUAGUUCUCAAAUUUGGCUGCAAGUUGGAAUCACCUAUAGGACUUUAAAGCUUGCUGAAUGAUUCUAAUAUGCAGCCAAACUUGAGAACCAGUUCUACAUCCACUGUGCAACGAUCAUGAAUGACUGUUCUUAUACUUGUGAAUUCUAAAAGUAACUGCAACCAAGUUAACGUGUCCUGUUAAAAAAAAAAAAAAGUCCUUUACCAGAUUAUGGCAGUAACUACUUUAGCAAAAUGGUCUAAGAGAACAUUGAUUCUUAGUUAAAAUGAUUUCUUCUCUACUACAAUUGUGUAUAUUAAUAUGCUGAUAAAACUGCCAAGAUAGAGUUGAUGUAAAGGCAGGGAUUAAAUUUUGUUUGUCAAAGCGUGAGCUUUUUUCUAAUUUUAUUCUUAACAAGCCUAAGACGCAUUCAAGUUUUUUUCCUUUUGUGGUUUUAAUGAAGACAAUACAGAGAAUGUCAUACUGUGUUAUGUGUAUGUUAAAGAUUGGUAAAUACUAAUGAAAUAAUUUAUUUUCUAUCACUUGUAGACUUUGUUUAGCAAUGGGAUAUAUAUUUUACUUAUAAGAAUAUCAAUUUAAAAUGUUGCUGUUACAUCAAAACUACACUGAUUAAGUUUUCCAACAGGGUAUCUGAAAUUGCUUCCUUAAAGAGCAAAACAGGUUAUCAAUAUAUCUAGCAUAUUAGAUUGUUUGCAAUUACAGUAUUAAAGGGUAAUUUUUUGUUGGAAGAAAAAUACUAUCAGAGCCUGUUUCCUGGUCCAGGAGACCACUCUACUCAUCUUUUUGUAGGAGACACUGGUAAAAAUUAUGCAGGGGCUAACAAAGCUAGCUCUAUUCCAGUGGUUCUCCAGCUUGGGUAUGUAUCACAAUCACCAAGGGCUGGCUGGGCCUCACCCUCAGAAUUUGUUUCAAUAGGUUUGGAGUGGUAUACAAAAAUGUGCAUUUCUAUUAAGUUCCCAGGUGAUGCUCCUGGGCUAGGAACCACAAUUAGAGAACCAGUCUUAUAAUUCAGCUGUGUGUGGCUGCACAAAAUGCAAGCCUGUAAACAUCAGCGAAGAUUUCUUUAGAGAUGAAGAAUGGAAGAAUAAAAAUAUAUAGGAAGUCAUAUCAAUUCUGCUUAUUGUGAUUAAGUUGGUUUUAUCCCUCUAACUGUUCUUUUGCCAUAUUUUCUAUAAAUAGGAAAUACCAUUUUAGAGAUGCCUAUAAGUCAUCCAGUGUGUUCUGUUUUAUACAAGUACCUCACAUACCCACGAGCAGUAUACCCCAUUUUCUACAGUUUUAUUAAAGUGAUUGAUGAUUUGUAUGCUUUUUACCUAUAAUCACAAAAACCAGAUCACAAAAAGAACAGGCCUAAGUAUUUGCUUGGUAAAUUUCUUUUUUUUUUUGAGAAAGAUUAGCUCUGAGCUAAGAUCUGUGCCCAUCUUCCUCUACUUUAUACGUGGGAUGCCUGCCACAGCAUGGCUUGACAAAUGGUGUGUAGGUCCGCACCCAGGAUCUGAACUGGUGGACCCUGGGCUUAACUGCUGCACCACUGGGCCAGCCCCUGUAAGUUUCUUAAGGUUAGGUUUAUGAUACAACCAUCUGUAAAAUAUCUCUCAUCUGAGUUUGUGCACCGUAAAAUUUAUGAGCAAGAUGAGUAUGUUACAGGCAGCAUUAUCACUACCUUCUGUACUCCACAAAGAAUCACAAUACACUGGAAUGUUUUUCUCUGGAACUCUAUUUCUACUGUGGUAUUCAAAAAUUUUUUCCCACUUAACGUUCAAAAUAAACAACUACAUCAUUA